ACGGGCACCAGCAAGCAGCAGCCAAGCGGCGACUUGUUUCCGGGUUGCGUCACGCCUCAUCCCCCCACCCCCUCCCUUGCCGGCGAGCCACCCUCCUCCUCUAUGCCCCAGCCAGCGCGCACGCCACAGCCGACGCCGUGCUAAGCUUCGGCGCGGAGGCCUCGUGUCCGUGGAUCGUGAUGGAGGCGGCGACAGGAGAGGCGAUCCCGCCGCGACACCCGGCUUCGGCGGCGGCGGAGCAGGAGCGCCCCGCCCCGCCGUAUCUCCCCAGGCUCGUCGCCGGCGUUCUCUCCGGUGUGCUCACCGGCCUCUUCGCGGUCGCUGGAGGCCUGACGGGGGCAGUCACCGGCGCGUUGGCUGGGAGAGCUUCGGACAGCGGCGUUCUCCGGGGAGCCGGACUGGGGGCAUUUGCUGGCGCUGUCCUGUCCAUUGAGGUCCUGGAGGCUUCCCGCGCCUAUUGGUGCGCCGACAGGUCAACACCGCAGAGUACAUCAUCCAUGGUCCGUACCGGGGAUUUCGUGGAUCAGCUCCUUCAUGCUCGGUUCGUGGGAGAGCAGUAUGAGCCAUCAGUGUAUAUGUCAUAUCGUUGGCAGGUUGGUAUUGCAGAGUUUGGCAAUGAUGAUCCGUAUGAUAUCACUGGAGAAGUUUCAUCCGAUGGGCUCUCACAGGAUAACUUGAAGAAGUUGCCAUACCAUGUGGUGAUUGAUCAGAAACAAGAGCCAGCUGGUGAAAACUUGUCUUGCCCUAUUUGCCUACAGGAUAUCAUGACGGGAGAGAUGGCGAGGAGGCUGCCGAAGUGUUGUCACACCUUCCAUCAGCCCUGUGUGGACAAAUGGCUCAUUGGCCAUGGUUCGUGCCCUGUUUGUAGGCAAGAUGUGUAAUAUAUGAUGUCUUGUUUGUGCUAUCUUCUUAGAAUGUAGGUAACACAGCUGUGUAAAAUGCUUGUUCUCAUGGUACAUAGAAAGGUAAAUAGCAGUGUAAAUCAAGCUAUGCAUGUGUUUCUACACUGAAAAUAAAACGGCUAUGUACAUAAGAUAUUCCGAGGAUCAUUCUUUUUCCACUCAAUUGAGAUGUGUAAGUAACCUAAAUU
Messenger RNA from Triticum aestivum (bread wheat), 1090 nucleotides. RefSeq names its product NEP1-interacting protein-like 2. The transcript is spliced from 5 exons. The record is from RefSeq and is a predicted model, not a curated record. Bases 180 to 881 code for a protein of 233 amino acids. NCBI's taxonomy places the organism in Eukaryota, Viridiplantae, Streptophyta, Magnoliopsida, Poales, Poaceae.